This is a messenger RNA of Pelobates cultripes (western spadefoot toad), 26345 nucleotides long. The record is from the annotation of a GenBank genome assembly. Lineage: Eukaryota; Metazoa; Chordata; Amphibia; Anura; Pelobatidae.
AUGAAUUAUGAAGAGCAACAGACUGUGCAAAAUGCCAAUUUAUCUAUAGCCCCUCGUUUCUCUAACCCAGUGAUAGCUAACCCUGCUCCACCUCCAGAGGUUGAGCCCAUGCAAUCGGGCAUUGCUAAACUCACUGAGGCAGAGAAACAACACAGACGUAACGAGGGGUUGUCUAUAUUGUGGAAAACGGGGACAUCAAAGGCUCUCAUGUCCGGCUCGGCCGGAAAACUUGCGCACCUAAGGCACAUUCGAGGACCGACCUUAGGUGUGAUGUAUAUGUCCCCCAAAUAGAACCAUUUCCUUGUAAAUAUUACUUUGCAUUGUAAGAGAACUACUGUUUAGUGUGAGGCCAUGAUUGACUCUGGGGCAGCGGAGUAUUUCCUUGACAAAGAUUUCUCUGCUAAACAUCUUCUGCCAUUACGGCAAAAAGAUAGACCCAUAGCAGUGGAAGCUAUUGAUGGGAGACCUCUUACCCAGCCUCUCAUCACACAGGAGACUCUGCCAAUCACUGUCUCAGUAGGCAUCUUACAUUGUGAGGAAAUGGUUUUCCAGGUUAUAUCUUCCCCUACAUGCCCUAUAAUAAUCGGUUUUCCAUGGCUCCAGAAACACAAUCCACGUUUAGAUUGGGUUAAAGGAGAAAUUGUGAGUUGGGGAGAAAGUUGCAGAGGUCAUUGUUUACAACAGAUGCCACAACGUGUACCCUCAAUGUACCUAUGGCACCUCCCUUAACCACGAAAAUCCCUCCGCAGUAUUUAGCCUUAAAAGAAGUCUUCAACAAGGUUCAGUCUGAGGUAUUACCACCACAUAGACCCUAUGACUGUGCCCUGGGCCAGAUUAAGAGCCCAGUGGGCCUGGUGCUGACAAUUAUGACUGGCCUAAUUACAGAAUCAUAUCGACCAAAAACAGUAAAACACUCCCAAGCAUCAUGUAUCUGAUGGAGAUGGUGCUGGAGAGAAAGAAAACAGCAGCUAUAAGAAAACACAUACCCUAGGCUAAUCUCUCUCUAAUUUAUGUUUUCAUCUUUCAAGUAAAUCCAUAACCCCUAACAGCAGUGUCCAGUCAAGCAGGAAGUCAAUGGGCAUGGUAAAAGGGUGUGCCACUGACACAAAUCACGUAACCUGCCAAAAGGGGCGAACAUGCCCAAAAAGAGGACAUGUCUGCUCAAAGAAUUAGAAGGCCAGCCUGGCAUGAAUGCAUGUCAGGCUGCCUGCCAAUCAUGCAGCUGGCCAACUAAGGGCAUACUAUGCAGACAGCACCCUGAGCUUGGCAUAAAUGCAUCUAAUGAUGCGCUCACUCAACGCUUUCUAAGGACUGUCCCCUAGCACUCGCUGGUCCACUUGUCUCCUUACCUUCUUACUAGCAGACAGAAGCUGCUGGUAUAUGGUCUGGGACAGAGAAAAGCUGUAUGUAGUGAGUGUAGAAGAAAGGGAACAUGCCACAGUGUUAGAGAGACCAAACUCAGCAUUACCUUAAAGGAUCACUAUAGGGUCAGGAACACAAACAUGAAUUCAUGACCCUAUAGUGUUAACACCACCAUCUAGCCCCCCUGGGCCCCUCAUGCCUCCAUAAAUAUAGAAAAAUCCUACUAUAUUCAAGCCUGAAGCUGUAACUCUGCAUGCUGUUAGACUCAUAAAAACAAGCAGUCUGCUGACAUCAUUACAAGUGGUGGCCUGAUCCAAUAACAGUGCUUCCCCAUAGGAUUGGCUGAGACUGACAAAGAAGCAGAUCAUGGUCAGAGCCAUCAUGAUUCAAACACAGCCCUGGCCAAUCAGCAUCUCCUUAUAUAGAUGAAUUUAAUUAAUGAAUCUCUAUGAGGAAAGUUCAGUGUCUGCAUGCAGAGGGAGGAGAUACUGAAUGUUUGGAUGCAUUUUAGGCAGCCAUGACCCAGGAAGGAUCUCUAACAGCUAUCUGAGGAGUGGCCAGUGGCCACUAGGAUGUAAAGUAAAGACUGCAUUUUCUCUGAAAAGACAGUGUUUACAGCAAAAAGCCCGAAGGUAAAGAUUCUACUCACCAGAACAAAUUCAAUAAGCUGUAGUUGUUCUGGUGACUAUAGUGUCCCUUUAACUAUAUUCAUUGUCAGCCAGUCCACUCAAGUUUUGUUCCCAUACAUCCCUCUUCAGUUUCCAUACUUAAGUAAGAGUAUGUGAAAAGUAGUUAGGGUUGCCACCUUUCUUGGAAAAACAUACCAGCCUUACUAAUUUGCAUAAUUAAAUAUGUGUGGGUGACAUCACAUGAUGUAAAUCACAAGGAGUGACAUAAGAGAAAAUGCUGUAAAAUCACCAAAAAACUACUUAGUUUAAAUCUGCUGUACAGAUGGAUUCAUCCCAGUGCCCCCAUGUCUCCCAGUGCCCUCAUGACUCAGUGCCCCCAUGUGUCAAUUCCUCCAGGUCUCAGUGUUCCUAUGUAUCAGUGUCUCAGUGCCCCAUGUCUCCCAGUGUCCCCUAGUGUCGUGUCCCCAGGUCUCCCAGUGAUCCUAUGUAUCAGUGUCUCAAUGCCCCAUGUCUCCCCAUAUAUCCCAGGGUCCCCAUGUCACUAGGACACUAGGAAGACUGGGAGAUCUGGGGACACGGGGAGACCUAGGGACAUGGAGACACCAGUGAGACUGGGAGACUAGGGGACUCUGGCUGGGACACAUGGGGACAAUGGGAAAAUAGGGGACACUUGAAGACAUGGGGACACAGACACCAGGGAUAAAGACACUAGAGACACUGGCUGGGGGAGUAUGGGGACAUUGAGACAUGGGGGCACUGGGAGACACCAGGGCCACAGACACUAGGGACACUAGCUUGGGGACAUUGUGACACUUAAGGCACUGAGAGACAUGGAGGCACUAGGAGACAUGGGGACAGUGAGACACUGGCAGACUAGGGGCACUGUGUCCCCAUGUGUCUGUGUCAUAAUGUCUCCCAAUGUCCCUUAGUGUCUCAGUGUCUGCCAUAAUGUCUCCCAAUGUCCCUUAGUGUCUCAGUGUAUGUCUCCUUGCAGCCUUUCACCCCAUCCCUUACUUCCCUGAGCUGUAGGCUGUGUCUGCAGUGUGGGAGUUGCAGUCUGGACUCUCUGUAGCUGCACCCCUGCAGAUCAGUGAGUAGAGAUAGGCAGGGAGGGAUAUGCUGGAACUUCCUAUCCCUGCCUCUCUCCACACACAGCGACCCCUACUGACCAGUGCUGGUAUUGCAUAGUAAUCACUUUCUACUGAGAAAAAUACCAGCAUUUGUAUUGCCAGUAUCACUGCAAUAUUUGCACCAGCCAGGCAGCCUCAAAUACUGGCUGUGCCAAUAAAAUAAAAGCCAGGUGGAAUCCCUAAGAGUAGUGUGUGACAAAAAAAAAAAAAAAAAAGUUUUCUUUUUUUUUAAAUCAAUGGGCAUGGGCCUGGAACUGCAGCUCCAUCAGCCCCUAUGUUAAUCCGGCCCUGACUGUGCCAUAAAUUUGUUACCAGGUACUAUGCUCCCUAAAGGAGGAGUUUAUGCACUAUCACUUCAAGAAACUCUUUGUUUAGAGGAAUAUAUUAAGGAUGCGCUAAGGAAGGGUCACAUACGAAGAUCCUCCUCACCUGCUGGAGCUGGGUUCCUCUUCGUUUCCAAAAAAGGAGACCUACGCCCUUGCAUCGCUUAUAGGGGUCUGAAUAAAAUAACUAUUAAAAACGCCUACCCAAUUCCCCUUAUUUCCGAGCUAUUUGAUAGGUUGAAGGGUGCCCAAGUAUUCACAAAACUCGAUCUAAGGAGUGCAUACAACCUAGUCAGAAUUAAGGAGGGACAUGAGUGGAUUACGGCGUUUAAUACUAGAAUGGGACAUUACGAAUACCUGGUUAUGCCAUUUGGUUUGUGCAACGCUCCAGCUGUGUUUCAGGUUUUUAUAAAUGAUGUCCUUAGAGACUACCGCCACAUGUUCGUUCUAGUGUAUCUAGAUGACAUCCUUAUCUAUUAAAGACCCUGUUAGAAAACGGCUUAUACUGUAAGCUUGAAAAAUGCCAGUUUGACCAGACUGAAAUACAAUUCCUUGGAUACAUUAUAUCCCCUUCUGGUUUUAAAAUGGACCCACACAAACUGGAGGCAGUUUACAAUGGCCGUUACCUAAAGGUCUUAAAGCUACACAGUGUUUUGUAGGAUUUGCUAAUUAUUACCGCAAAUUCAUUAAGGGUUUCUCAUCGGUAAUCGCUCCUAUUAAAUGAAAUCCAUGGAUACAUUAUAUCCCCUUCUGGUUUUAAAAUGGACCCACACAAACUGGAGGCAGUUUACAAUGGCCGUUACCUAAAGGUCUUAAAGCUACACAGUGUUUUGUAGGAUUUGCUAAUUAUUACCGCAAAUUCAUUAAGGGUUUCUCAUCGGUAAUCGCUCCUAUUACCAACCUUACCAAAAAAAGAGCAAAUUGCAAUUCAUGGCCCAAGGAUGCAAAGGAAGCAUUCGAGAAAUUAAAAUCUUUAUUUGCUUCGGCACCUGUUCUGACGCCUUUUAUUUUAGAAGUAGAUUCGUCGGAGACAAGAGUAGGAGCCAUUCUGUCUCAACGAGAAAGUCCUGACAAGCCUUUACAUCCCUGUGGGUUUUUCUCUCGAAAAAUAACUCCUGCAGAGAAACUAUGACAUCGGGAAUAGAGAAUUACUGGCCAUUGUCCUUUCCCUCAAAGAAUGGAGACAUCUCUUAGAAAGUUCCAAAGAGCCACUUUUGAUUCUUAGCGCUCACAAGAACUUGGCUUAUAUUGGGGACGCUAAGAGAUUGUCCUCCCGACAGGCUAGAUGGUCACUGUUCCUCUCCCGUUUCAAUUUUGUCAUUACAUACAGACCCGGGACCAAGAACACUAAGGCAGAUGCUCUGUCUAGACAGUUUGAGACAGAUGAGGUUCCUGAACAAGAGGUAUUCCCUCGAGAAUGUCUUAUUGCUACUAUGAUUUUUUGUGCCAUAAUAGCAGAUCAAACUCAGGCACCCGUGGAGAAACCUCUGAACAAACUAUAUGUUACAUCAUUGUUGAGGGAAAAAGUAUUUGGAUUAUUUCAUGAUAAUCUGACAGCAGGACAUCCUGGAAUACAUAAAUCUCUCUCUGCCAUUUCCAGGAAAUUUUGGUGGCCUACACUUAGAGGUGACGUUAAAGACUAUGUAGGGGCGUGUCAAAUAUGUGCUGUUUCCAAAACAUCUCAUAAAUCUCCCCCUGGGUUGCUACAGCCACUUCCAAUACCUGAUGCUCCAUGGACCCAUUUAGCCAUGGAUUUCAUUAUGGAACUCCCCAGUUCUAAUGGGUAUAACACCAUCCUCAUGGUGGUAGAUAGAUUCUCCAAGAUGGAACAUUUUAUACCUCUUAAAGAAUUGUCAUCUGCUCAAGAUCUAGUCCAAAUUUUCAUAAAGGAAAUCUUUUGCUUACAUGGAGUACCAAAAAACAAUGUUUCUGACAGAGGUACCCAAUUUAUCUCUAGGUUCUGGCGUGCCUUUUGUAAACAAUUGGGCAUAGAACUUUCAUUCUCCUCUUCGUACCAUCCUCAGACUAAUGGCGCAGCAGAGAGAGCCAAUCAAUCUUUAGAAUCCUAUUUGCGUUGCUUUAUCGAUGCCAAUCAGUCCAAUUGGUAUGAACUCUUACCCAUGGCUGAAUUUGCCAGAAAUAAUGCGACUCAUGAAUCCUCUAAUCAUAGUCCAUCUUUUGUAAAUCAAGGUUAUCACCCCACUGUUUUACCUUAUGAAUUUUCAGGCACUGAUAUUCUUGCUUUGAACAUCCGUUUGGCUUCUAUUCAUGACACUUGGGAUUCUGUUCAUUCAGCACUACAGAAUGCCUCUAAACGCGCUAAAGUCCAAGCUGACAAACGGGGUGUCAAUCCUGUCUAUCAAACAGGGGACAGGGUUUGGUUAUCCACACGUCAUACCAAGCUCAAAGUCCCUUCUAUGAAACUUGCUCCUCGACACAUAGGCCCUUUUCGUGUCCUUUGUCGUAUUAACCCUGUGACUUAUUCCUUGGUACUCCCUGCGCACAUGAGAGUUGCCAUUUCGUUCCAUGUGUCAUUGCUUAAGCCUCUCACUUGCAAUCGAUACACUAAAACAUUGUUCCUCCUCCGCCAUUGGUGGUAGGUGAUUAGGAGUUAUAUGAAGUCCGAUCUAUAUUGGACUCCAAGAUCUCUAGGGGUGUUAUGUCUUAUUUAGUUGACUGGAAGGGAUAUAGCCCAAUGGAACGUAGUUGGGUUCCUGCUGACCGGGUUCAUGCACCCCGUCUUGUCCGGUUGUUUCACAACUGCUUUCCUCACAAGCCGGCUCCUUCCCUUCUUCGAGUGGGGGGUACUGUCACGGCUCCCGGCUCGCCGGGAACUGCUCCUCCGCAUCCUUCCGCCAAAACAAAGACGGCACGACCAUUCGUCCAUCAUUGGCUCUGCCCUUCAUAAUUAUACUAGCGUGCGUGUGAUGUCACAACGUCAACGCGCGCGCACGUUCUGGAGUGAGAGGUCAUCCUCUGACCAUAGCCCAGAGAGGGAUAUUUAAAUCCCUGAUUCACUCCAGUACCUUGCCCUGUUGUGGUUUCCUGUCCUGGUUCCCGAGAGUGCGUUUAUCCUUGUUCCAUUUGUGAUUUACGGUAUCUUGACCUUGACUAUUCCUGAUUACUCUGAUUUCUGGUUCCCCUGAUUUGGCUUGUUAAACGGUAUUUGUGUAUUUCUGGCAAAUUAACCCUUUUUAUGCCAAACUUAGGAACAGGAACAUUAAAGAAAUUGGCUAUACUGGUUAUGGUGCUUGAGAUAUUGCCUUAAGCAGGGAUGCUCACACCCGUACGGCCAACUUACGCUUGCAGGACUUCUUGUGGGCAGCUCCCUUCCUAUGGAAUAGCCUGCCUACCCACAUCAGACUCUCCCCUAGUCGUCAAUCAUUUAAAGGAACACUAUAGUCACCUAAAUUACUUUAGCUAAAUAAAGCAGUUUUAGUGUAAAGAUCAUUCCCCUACAAUUUCACUGCUCAAUUCACUCUCAUUUAGGAGUUAAAUCACGUUGUUUAUGUUUAUGCAGCCCUAGCCACACCUCCCCUGGCUAUGAUUGACAGAGCCUGCAUAGAAAAAAAAAACUGGUUUCACUUUCAAACAGAUGUAAUUUACCUUAAAUAAUUGUAUCUCUAAAUUAAACUUUAAUCACAUACAGGAGGCUCUUGCAGGGUCUAGCAAGCUAUUAACAUAGCAGGGGAUAAGAAAAUCUUAAUUAAACAGCACUUGCAAUAAAUAGGGCUCUCUUUACAGGAAGUGUUUAUGGAAUGCUGUGCAAGUCACAUGCAGGGAGGUGUGACUAGGGUUCAUAAACAAAGGGAUAUAACUCCUAAAUGGCAGAGGAUUGAGCAGUGAGGCUGCAGGAGCAUGUUCUAUACACCAAAACUGCUUAAUUAAGCUAAAGUUGUUCGGGUGACUAUAGUGUCCCUUUAAGAAGUGCCUCAAAACCCAUCUCUUUAGGAAAGCUUAUGGCCUCCCUGAGAAACCUCUACCUUACACACCUGUCUCUUGCUCUCUCCUACAGGGCAGCACUUUACUCUCUCCUCCAGCCCUGCUUCACUCCCACCUUAUUUGAUUGAUAUUUCCUGUCCUAAUGUGUUUUAUACCCCACCUACUAUAGACUGUAAGCUCGUUUGAGCAGGGUCCUCUUCAACCUCUCGUUCCUGUAAGUUUUCUUGUAAUUGUCCUAUUUAUAGUUACAUCCCCCCCUCUCAUAAUAUUGUAAAGCGCUACAGAAUCUGUUGGCGCUAUAUAAAUGGCAAUAAUAAUAAUAAUAAUAAUGACCAGAGUUACAUGUUAAGAGUUCUCCCAUAUAUUUGCACCUAUUUCUUGGAAUACUUGUUGAUAAUUGUUAUCCUCAUGCAGCACUUUAAAAAAAAAAAUUUAAAAAAUGUUACAGAAGAUUAUUACAUACUACCAAUAUUCCAAUUUCCAUAAAAAAUACACAUAUCUCAGUAACUUGUUGAAUGUCACUAAAUCUCUGAUUCAUUGAAAGAAUUUGCUUUCACCAAAUGUAUUCCAGUGGAUCUAUUAAGUCGAAAAGAUCAUAGCACUGGAAGAGUUGACAGCCUCUGUUCAACAUUUGCAACCUGGCCCCCCAGUUGGAAUCGAUAACUGCAUAUGUUAUACAAAACUUUGAUCACCCCUAAACAAUCCUUCCCCUAUACUAAUCUCAUUCUUAUUCCUUCGUUAUUUCUUAAUUUUCUCUGUAUAGCAUUUCCUUUCUCACGUUUCCCCAUUAUGUGUCUUCAUAUGCAUAUGACAAUUAAAUUACCAGGUUCUUCUUUGCUGUUAUGUUAAACAUUCACUAUGAAAUAAACAUUGUAAAAAAUGGCAAUUAUAUCAAUCUGUCUGUUUACAUUUUGUCCCUUAUGCGUAUAAAAAGAAUAUUAUCAUUCACUAUUUAUGUAUGUAAAUAAAAUCACAUUUAUUUUGGAGGUCUUUACUUUAACUAUUGAUCAUUAAAUUCCUUAUGCUGAAAUACAGAACCAAAACAUAUAAAACAUGUCUAUCCUUAUGCACUGCACUAUUAAUAUACACAGUGUAUAUGUACUGCUCAAUAAUCUGUUUCCUCUUCAGCUUUUAGUUAACAUUUGAAACUCUUUAUUUCUUGAAUGCUUCUGCCAUUUAAAAAGAAUGGUUCUUGUAUGUCAUUGCAGAAAACCAGAAACUUCAUUUUUCAUGAGUGACAAAAGCCACAUGGCCUAUUCAGUCCAAUUUUCUGUCCAAAAAGCACAACUUUUUUUUCUUGAUAUAGUUUAUUGCUGUUAAGUAAAAUUGAUAGAUUGUAUUUUCCUAUCCUACCUUGUUAUUGCACUCUCUUUUUCUGUACUCCUCAUUCUGCAUUUUAUUAUCAAAAAUGCCCAUUUUAAGAUUCUCCUGUUAUACUCUCAGUAUGAGAUCCAGACCAAGAGUUUUGGUAGUUGGAGUGCCAAGUUAUUAGGUUCCCACCCUGCUUAUUCAGACGUAACUGGCAAGUUGAGGAUUCCACGUGACAAAAUCCAGCCUCCUGUGGGAUGGGCCUGGAAUGGAGACUGGAAUUUGGUGCCACAGCAAAGGUGAGAACACAUCUGUUAGGUAAAAGACAAUAUGGGUUCUAAAUGUAUAAUAAAAUAAUAAUGUUGUGUGUAAAAAUGCGUAAUUUAAAAGAUAAUUAUAAAAAACAUUAAACUUUUCUAAACCUCCAGUCACUACCACACUAUAGGUGCAAUCUUCCAAGAACAAUUGCCUGUAACAGUCAGGUGUAUACAGUGAGGGGGGAAAAGUAUUUAAUCCCCUGCUGAUUUUGAAUGUUUGCCCACUGACAAAGUAAUGAUCAGUCUAUAAUUUUAAUGGUAGCUGUAUUUUAAUAGCGAGAGACAGAAUAAAAAAAAUGCAGAAAAACACGUCAAAAAAGCAAUAAAUUGACCCAUUUAAAGAAAGUGGUAUGGUCCUAAAGUCCUCUAGUGGAAGAAAGUACAAAAGGUAGAUCCCCAUCUGUUGUACAACUUCAACAAUGCUAUACCAUGUGGAGAUCUACCAUUUGCCAAUCCUUGCAGGAUUUUAUUUGUGACCAGUUUUUGUGAGUUUGAAUGUAAGCAUGUUUUUGUACCGAGUAUAUGUGUGUAUGUUGGGGUAUUUGUAUGUACUGUUGCCAUUGGAAUGCAGUAACAUACUUGUGUGUAGUGUUUGCAUUUAAAUGCAGGGGUGUGUUUGUAUGUUGUGUUGGCUUUUAAUUGCAGGUGCGCUUUUGUGUGUAGUGCUGGUGUUUGAUUAAUGGGUUGCUUGUAUAUAAUUUUGGAGUUUGAAUGCAGGGGUGUGCUUGUAUGUUAUAUUUGUGUUAGAUUGCAAGAGUAUGUUUUCAUGUUGUGUUUUUGUUUGCUUGGAUAUAUGCACAUACACCACCACAUACAUACAUACUUGCACAGAUAUACACACUGGCAAAUACACACAAACUCAUAUACAUACUGACACAUACACACACUUGCACAUGCACACACUGGCAUAUACACACACACAGAUACACACUUCUACACAUACACAGAAACACUGAUAAAUGCAUACACCCUGACACACAGAUGUACACAUUGACACACAGAUACACACUGACAUACACACCUUGACACACAAAGGCACAAACACACACUGACAUACAUAUGACUGUCAUGAUUUUCAUAUUUGCAGGCACCCUCCUCAGGCUUACUACCUACUGCUGGCUAUGGUGAAUGGGAGUGUGGAGUCUGGAGGAGCGCUCUCUUCUUGCCCUUCUCACCUUACACUGCCGCCUCUUUUCCUCCAGCGCCGCAGUCUCUGUAAGAAACUGGGAGGAAGAGACCUGCUCUCACUUUCUUUCAACAGGCCAAUAUUAAAGGGGCCUGGUCGUGCUUUUAUAGUUCUGCGGUGCCUCACUGGGCCUCUUUUCCAUAAUAAAGCAAUAAUACCCAUUGGGUGGCCCCAAGUGCAGGGGCCACCCAAUGGACCCCCAAAGAGUGUGGGCCCCAGGGUUGCACUUGUGGUAGUUCUUCUUCAGUACAACACUGAUGUGGGAUCCUGGCACAUGAAGCACCAGGAGCUAAAGAGGACUGCCGGAAGAACACAACUGCGGCCGCUAGGGACAGGUUCAGGUAAGUAAUACUCACAUUCCCAUGCACUCUUUGACAACCGUACAACCACUGCAGCAGUCACUGUUGGGGGUCUUUGCAAAUUAACCACUCACUCAUUGCUUAUACUACUAAUCCAAGUUGACUGGAAGUCUGUUAAUAAGAGCAUGCAGCGAAAUAGAAUGAAACACUUCCAAGAUUAGUUGUUUUUUUUGUUUGUUUGUUUUUUAAAGGAUAGAUAAUAUGGUGAAACAUAUGGAAGCCAUCAGACCAACUGGAAGAAUAAUAAUGUCAGCUUUCUUUGCAAUCUGCCUUACACAAGGCUAUCAUUACUUUAGUUAGGUGCCAAUUAAUGCUGAGAACUUAAAAAAACAGAAAAAAAGUCCUGUCCCAUAACAAUACAUUUGUUUUAUAAGUAAACAUUUUGAUCAACAUUAGUGGACAUGACCUCCUCUUGGUGUUUGUCUGUAAAGUGUACUUUAGUAGUCACAUGCAUUAAACUAACAAUUCCACUGACAUUCUUUUAUCCUGUGUGAAAUACUAGGGUAGCACUUAACAGAAACACCAACAUAUGGGAGGUUGCGGAGGAGGUUUAUGAGAAUGAGACACGUAUAGCUGGUGAGUCAUGGAUACCAGCUCUCAUUCAGAACACAUCAGCUGUGAGUAGGACAAUCCACUACUCCCCAAAUAUUUCCCAUAAUUAUGCUCACACAUACUCAUUGACCUUACUCUGUCUUCUGUCUGUACUAAUAUUUUCCACAGAGUGGGGAAAAAUGUCCGUCAAAGGAAGAGAUGGUGUGCCCCCAGGGCUGGCACUAUGUUGAAGAAUGGAGAGUGGUGCAUAAUAAGGCAACUGAUCAUCAGGGUAACGUAUGCAGGGAAAUAUGUAUGAGCAGAGUGCCAAUUAAACACACUGAAAGUGUUUAGUCAUUAUCAUUCCCUUCUAGAAUAUUCUAGUCUGUAUUUUAGGCAUAAAUCAAUUAUUUGAUUAAAUCAUAUUAUUUUAAUUAAUACAUCUUGUAAUUUAAAUUUUCUUUUUAUUGCCAUUUACUUUUCCUAGCAUCUUAUUUGUUAUAUUUAUAUUUUACUUUACUGGACAAAGGGUGGAAGUAUAGUAUUGAUCCCCUAGCAUCUGGAACUCCCAAGUCAUGGAGUGCAGCAGAGAAGGCAUUUCAUACAAAUCGCCAUCGUCAGUGGCAGCGAAUUAGGCAAAGAGAUGUCAGGGAGCAGAACUCCAACACUGAGGUUGCUAGCUCUAUUAAACUCGUACAGCCAAUAUCCCCAUUUCCUUUUCAGACAAUGUAAAACUCAUCUCCCUCUCACUGUGCCUUUUUUCAGCAACCAUCAGUGACGAUAGCAGAACCAGAUACCUGGGAAUAUGGUUCAGGCAUUGAGUUGAAAUUUCAUUUGACGCAAAAGUCCACAGACACGUUCAGGAGACGAUGUUGGAGACGAACAAUGAUUCCCCAAGAGGAGCUUGGGGUUUUGUCAAUAUUCCUUUUGGAAGGUUCCAUGGUAAGAUAGCCUAUUCAUGUUUUGCUUUCAUUAAUAUUUUCUUUUACCAUAAUCAUUGCGUUCUCUCUUUUUUUAAACAUAUCUCUAAUUCAUUUUGCUCUUAUUAUUCUCACUAGUAUGAUAAGUUUAUUUGUCCUUUUUCAGGAACUAGACAUAGACAAGAAGAAAAGCAGCAAAAGCAACAGAACAAAAAACGAGUUUAAGGGUGUACUUCGUCAAAACACUCCUCUUAUCUACUGCUUGUGUCAGGGUGGGUGUAUAUGUUCAAUAUAAGCACUUUAUAUUGUCCUUGUGUGAGGAUUAUAGCAACACAAACUUCUGAAGUCAGUGUGAGCGUGUAUAUAUUAGUUUCACCUUGAGUAACAAAGAAAGCAUACAAAGAAAGCCUAAAAUGAUGCUUCAGGUGACUUUGAUAAUAACAGAUCAUAAUUAAUAUAGGCAGUUAAGAUCACAACAGUUUAGUAAAUCAUUUUGCAAAAUUAGGCAGUGGUCAGCAGUGGUGAUGCUUAUUAAAGUGAUUACUGUUUCCGAUUAGAUUAAUUUAUUGUAAUAUUUCCCAUUUGCUUUUCACGAAUAAUAAUAGCACCUUCAGCAUGAGUAGACAAUUCACAGUACAGUCCACGAGACAAAAUAAAGCAACUGUUUGACAAAGCUAGAAUUUGUUGUUCAUUUAUAGCUAACAGCCCCUGAGAUACAUUAACAGUUGUCUAGUAAUAGUCAUGUAUUGAUGCAUGCCUACAUAUUAGUUGCUCUAUAUGUGUACCAAUAAAUGGCAGCAUACAAACACAAUGCAUUCUGUUUAUGUUUCAUCUGAAUUCAGUCUAGAUCUUUUUUUUUCCCCUUUCUUUGUGUCAGGUCCCAUAUAUUACCAGCUACGGUGUUAUAUAUUCCAGGCACGACAUCUCUUUUCAGAUUCAAGCAAAUCUCCAGGUGCAUGGAGUUGGAGUGUGAUCUAAUAGAGGAGAAACGAGGAGCUUUGAAUAGUUGGCUAAUAUAGAUUUCUCUGUCUGUCUGUCUGUCUCAUUUGUACAGUGAUGUAUAUGUUGUUGCUUUAUUGCUUAUAAUUAUGUAAUGCAAAAGGUAAAGACAUCUCUCAGGUAGUGUGUGUUGUGUGGUCCAGUGUGAUGAAUGCUGACAAAACUUGAACACGUCAUUAAACUCUGAUUUUUCAUUAGAUCUUUACAUUCAGGUAGCCUUUCUCCAUGUCAGUCAGCGUACUGAAAUACAGCCCUGCACCCUAACUCCUUUCUGGGACCAGACUCUGGUGUUCUCUGGUAUUCAACUCUAUGACGACCAGCAGUCCGUGGUCAGGGAGACUCCAUAUAUCACCAUAGAAUUGUUAGACAAUAGCCACAUAGUAAGUACAGAUUUCAUUACUAGACAGGUAUGUCUUACAACCUAUUGAUACUGUAGUGAAGAGACCAGAAAUAAUGCCACCUUAUCAUCCAACCACCCACACUUAAUUAUAAUAAUAUAAAUACUACUAUUUUUUAGCACUGCCACCACCAAGAUAGGAUUAGAUUAAAAACCCACCAAAUACAAUUUAGCACAAUAUCUAUGCAAUUUAAAAACACUAAUACAUUUGUCUCUUCAGGUAACUGGUAACCAGGUAAUGUUAGUCUUUACUAGACAAAGGCAGAAUAUAAUAAAGGAAUAUUUACGGUAAAUGAUAUAACAUUGAAGUGGUUUACAGUGGACUUUUAUUUGUAUACAGAGCCACUGUCUAUAAACAGAGCUGUCUAUAAACAGAGCCACCGUAUAUAAAAAGAUAAGCACAUUAAAUUAGUAUACAUGUAAUAACUAUAGAUAAUUUAAAUAAUACAAUAUUUGCCUAUAGGGAAAAGGUAAAUUCCUGGGGUGGAAUUUGUGCUAUCCGGUUGUGUGUCUAGAUGUCAGUACUAGAGUUCCACCGAGUCUUGAGUGGCAUAAACUCAGAAAAGGGAGGAGAUCAUGUGGUGAGGUGCUGGCAGCAUUCGAGCUUCUCCUGGAUGAAACGGUAAAAACAAUUAAUUGAUCUUUUCCAGUACAGUGCCCUUCCCAUAUGCUUAAUUAGUGCUUAGUGUCAUAUGUUUUGACUUUUUGUGCAAUAAUACAAUAUAAUCUAUUUCUUAGGAUGGGAAAUUGGACUCCAUUGCAACACCUUCCUGUAAGGACAAUGGGAACCUAAUGGUACCUAAUGAGGUCAGACCUGUACUAAUGCUGAUGAUGCUGGAGGUAUUUUAUUAUAUUGACUAGUGGAAAGCAAUUCCCUUUACUGAGAAAAGAAAAACACCUAACUGUGCCAAAUGAGUAAACAAGAUUUUUGUUGAAUUUCAGAUUCUAGCCUGGGGUCUACGUGCACUGAAAUACGUUCCGUUACUGAACAUGCAUAGUCCAAGUCUGUUGAUCGAGUGUGGAGGCCAGUCUGUCCAAACAUCCCCCAUCCAUGACAUCACAAAGAACCCCAACUUCCCUCAUCCUUUUCUUCGCAUGAUAUUAGUAUGUGAAAACACUGGGUUGGGUUAAAACACAUUAUUAUUUCUUAUUAUUUUUCUUCUUAUUUUAAAUUCACCUUAGCUUUUUAGUUAUACAAUGGUGAAAAAAUAAGGACUACUUGUUCUCUUGGGUGCAUGAUGGUUAACACAUUUUGGAAAAGGGUGGAGCUUAGGCAAAGUUCAAUUUUAGUUGCUAAGCUAAGUUAUCCACAAUCCAUCAGUCAAAAGAAUACCACAGAAGGGAAAACUGCAAACUUCAUGGACAGAGGUGAACAAAGAGGAGGCACUCAGGUAUUAAGACCCAGCUUAAGGAAGAAAAGAUAAAUAUAAAUAAAGGCAAGAAGUAAAGAGGGGAGUAUAAUUAUUAAAGGGACACUAUAGCCACAAAAGCAAAUUUAGCUUAAUGAAGCAGUUUUGGUGUGUUUAUCAUGCCUCUGAAGUCUCAUUUAUCAAUUCACUACCAUUUAGGAGUUAACUCACCUUUGUUUUUGUUUAUGCUGCCCUAGCCACACCUCCCCUCGCUGUGACUGACACAGCCUGCAUGAAAACAAUGAAAACAAUAUGGCUUCAUUUCUAAUCCGAUGUAACUUACUUUAAAAGUUAUUUUCUUCUGCUCUUUAAAUUGAACUUUAAACCCUUAAGGACCAAGCUUCUAGAAUAAAAUAGAAUCAUGACAUGUCAGACAUGUCAUGUGUCCUUAAGGGGUUAAUCACACACAGAAGGCUCAUGCAGGGUCUCACAAGCUAUUAACAGAGUAGGAGAUAAGAAUUUCUAAAUUAAACAAUUUGCAAUAAAGGAGGUGUAAACAGUAGACAACUCUUUAUAGGAAGUGUUCAGAAAGGCUGUGUUUAAAAAAAAAAAAAAAAAGGCUCAUAUACACAUGAGCUUAUUGUGUUGAGCAUAUUACGGCUAUUUCAUUGUGUGAUCACCUGCAAUAACUAAUUUUCUUUAUUCUGUAUAAUACCUCGUAAUGUCUCAAUAAAGAAACGUUUUAAAAAAUGCAAUAAAGGAAGUAUGAACAUUAGAUAACUCUUUACAGGAAAUGUUUAGGAAGGCUGUGCAAAUCACAUGCAGGGAGGUUUAACUAGUGCUGCAUAAACAAAGUGAUUUAACUUGUAAUUUAUCAGAUAAUUGAGCAUUGGGACUGCAAGGAUGAUCUAAACACCAAAAGUGCUUCAAAGUCAAAGUUGUUUUGGUGACUAUAUUGUCCCUUUAAGAUGCAAUGGACAUAAGGAAAAGAAAAAAAACAAACAUGACAGAACUGCUUUAAAACAAAUUGUUUUCUGUAACACUGAAUACAGUUAAACAAUUUAAAGGAACACUAUAGUCACCCAGACCUCUUCAUCCUUCAUCUUAAUGAAGUGGUCUGUGUGCAGUGUUCCUGACCCCUUUCCUGCAAUGUAAAACAUUGUAUAUACUGUCAUAUUGAAAGUCAUUUAAAGUGCUUCUGCGGCACAGACAGUAUAAACCUUAGCCACGUGACGCGGAAGCCCCAUAAAAGGAUUGGGAAUUUUUAAUGUGCGUGCAGCAUUAGGUCCUCAAUGCUUCUCUAAAAAAAUUGUAACAUCAUAAAUGGAAAGAUGUAAGCAGCGCUGACCUCAGCAACUUUUUUGUUGUUGUUUUGGGGAGACCUAUUUAGAGCUAGGGAGAGGGACACUAUAGUGUUAGGAAUAUAGAUUUGUAUUUCCAACAGUUGGUGUUCCUCUAAAUUUGUAACUAUUUAAGCCACUAUAAUGUAGAGCACAUAUUACUCAUUAGCAUUCUCUGUGCAUAUUAAUCUAAAAUACUAAUAUAACGUAAUAGGGAAACCUGCAGUUUUUGUACUUUAGGAAGGUCAUUUAAAAAUAAUAAUCUUGAAGAGUGCAUAAUCUUCAUGGCAACUAAUGGAAUAUUUCUGCACAUUGUUCUAUGCUCAAAACAAACUGUCCAAAACCUUCUGUAUUCACAACUAAUAUUUGAGUAUUCCUUUUGUCACAUAUUCAGUUUCUUGCUUUUCUCCAGUACCUUCCUGUGCCUCCUAUUGUAGUCUUUGAUAACCGUCCAUUUGGUUAUAGUUGGACACACUAUAUGGAACCUGCAGUCUUUCUUCACUGAAGUACCCAUCCAUACUGCCAGCUAAAGGUGAGAUGAAAAAGACACUAUCUUCCUUUGUGCCAUAUAGAAGAAACUUGGAACCACUGACCAAGGAAUAUAAGUCUCUAAAGUGCUAUAUAUUUUUUUACAUACGUAUACUCUUCCUUAUAUUUUUUCCUCUUUUGUUCUUUUCUUUACUCAUUAUCUUUGUGUUAUAUGGUUCUUAUAAGAUAAACUGGUUGUGCGGUAAAGUACUUUAGAAAGAAUAACAUAUAGGCUUGCGACGCCACAACAGCGUAUCAAACAUAAUAGACAUAUAAACAAACAUAAGUAUGGCACUUUUUAAAAAAAAUUAGAGACGGUAACAUGUAUAUGCGAAUUGGUGAUCUGGUGUCCAGGAAGUAAGUAUACCUGGGCAGAUUUUGUGUUUGCUUCAAGGUGAAAUAUUACUGUGGCUAUAUGCAAACGGAUCUGAAGCCAGUAUCAUGCCUUAAGGCACACCUGUGCAAUAAUCAUACUGUGCAUCUUGAUAUGCCACACCUGUGAGGUGGAUAAUCUCAGCAAAAGAGACAUGCUCACUAACACAGAUUUAGACAGAUUUGUAAACAAUAUUUGAGAGAAAUAGGCCUCAUAGAAAAAGUCUUUGAUCUUUGAGUUCAGCUCAUGAAAAAUGGGGGCAAAUAAAAAAUGUUGCGUUUAGAAUUUUGUCCAUGUAAUAUGCAGAGGGUUGCAUUAUGAUUCCAUUGUGUAUUUGUUUUGUAGAGCAUAUACAAGGAUGUUCUCCCUCCUAGACUUAACUACUUUAGUAGGUUAGAUAUCAUAUGGCAAUGCAUUUUUUCAUUAUGAAACAUCAUGCUAAGCAGAUCUGUCAUAUUUUCUGUCUCCUCAGUGGUAUCAGCUGAAAACAUGUCAGAAUCAAAGGUGUCAGAGGUAAAUCUGUCCAUAAAUUUGGAUGUCUUAGGGUUGCUAAAUUCUUUCUCCAUGUGUCAUAUAUUGCAGGUAACUGAGUCACAAGCCAGCAAGCAACAAACAGAUUUGCAGGUAAAGAUUCAGAAAUAAUCUGUGUACUGCAACUUAUAAAUUGCAUUUAUGUGCUUUCAAGCUUGGAAGAGGUACAGGGAUAUGUAAAAAAAAUAUAUUUGUAUUAUUAUUAUUUUUUUAUUGCCUACAUACAUCCUAAGUGCCCCUAUUAAGGAGGGGCGGUCCCUAUUUGGGGUCCAAAUCCUUCUGUCCCUCUUUUCUAUCCUAAUAUCCCUCUUCUCUAGGAGCUCAACAUAUUUGGAGUGUAUAACAUAGUUCCACAUCAAUAAAUGGUCAGAAUUGUGGCAACUGACCUUUAAUGUGGAUAAGUGCAAGAUAAUGCAUCUUGGACGUAAAAACCCAAGGGCAGAGUACAGAAUAUUUGAUAGAGUCCUAACCUCAACAUAUGAGGAAAGGGAUUUAGGGGUGAUUAUUUCUGAUGACUUAAAGUUAGGCAGACAAUGUAAUAGAGUAGCAGGAAAUGCUAGCAGAACGCUUUGUUGUAUAGGGAGAGGUAUUAGCAGUAGAAAGAGGGAAGUGCUCAUGCCAUUGUACAGAACACUGGUGAGACCUCACUUGGAGUAUUGUACACAGUACUGGAGACCGUAUCUUCAGAAGGAUAUUGAUACCUUAGAGAGGGUUCAGAGAAGGGCUACUAAACUGGUUCAUGGAUUGGGGAUAAAACUUACCAGGAAAGGUUAAAGUUUUCAACCCUGAAGCUGUAGAUCUUCAUGCUGUUUGCCUCAGAAAACCAAGCAGUCUGCUGACAUCAUCAGAAGUGGUAGCCUGAUCCAAUUACAAUGCUUCCCCAUAGGAUUGGCUGAGACUGACAAGGAGGCAGAUCAGGGGCAGAGCCAGCAUGAUUCAAACACAGCCCUGGCCAAUCAGCAUUUCUUCAUAAAGAUGAAUUGAAUCAAUGUAUCUCUAUGAGGAAAGUUCAGUGUAUGCAUGCAGAGGGAGGAGAUACUGAAUGUUUGGAUGCAUUUUAGGCAGCCAUGACCCAGGAAGGAUCUCUAAUAGCUAUCUGGGGAGUGGCCAGUGAAGUUAUCACUAGGAUGUAAUGUAAAGACUGCAUUUUCUCUGAAAAGACAGUGUUUACAGCAAAAAGCCUGAAGGUAAUGAUUCUACUCACCAGAACAAAUUCAAUAAGCUGUAGUUGUUCUGGUGACUAUAUUGUCCCUUUAAAUGUUGGAUAGUAUGAUGUAUAUAACAGUAACUGCAACAAUGUCUACAUUAUUCAUUCAGUAAGGAAGUACAGAUGCAUGGCAUUAAAGGACCACUAUAGUGCCAGGAAAACAUACUCGUUUUCCUGGCACUAUAGUGCCCUGAGGGUGCCCCCACCCUCAGGGUCCCCCUCCCGCCGGGAUCUAGGUGGAGGAAGGGGUUAAACUUACCUCUUUCUACAGCGCCGGGUGGGAGCUCUCCUCCUCCUCUCCGCCUCCUCUCCUCCUCUUCGGCUGAAUGCGCAUGCGCGGCAGGAGCUGCGCGCACAUUCAGCCAAUCCAUAGGAAAGCAUUCUCAUUGCUUUCCUAUGGACGCAAGCAUCUUCUCACUGUGAAAAUCACAGUGAGAAGCGCGGAAGCCCUCUAGCGGCUGUCCAUGAGACAGCCACUAGAGCCUGGAUUAACCUGAAUGUUUGGAUGCAUUUUAGGCAGCCAUGACCCAGGAAGGAUCUCUAAUAGCAUCUGGGGAGUGGCCAGUGAAGUUAUCACUAGGAUGUAAUGUAAAGACUGCAUUUUCUCUGAAAAGACAGUGUUUACAGCAAAAAGCCUGAAGGUAAUGAUUCUACUCACCAGAACAAAUUCAAUAAGCUGUAGUUGUUCUGGUGACUAUAUUGUCCCUUUAAAUGUUGGAUAGUAUGAUGUAUAUAACAGUAACUGCAACAAUGUCUACAUUAUUCAUUCAGUAAGGAAGUACAGAUGCAUGGCAUUAAAGGACCACUAUAGUGCCAGGAAAACAUACUCGUUUUCCUGGCACUAUAGUGCCCUGAGGGUGCCCCCACCCUCAGGGUCCCCCUCCCGCCGGGAUCUAGGUGGAGGAAGGGGUUAAACUUACCUCUUUCUACAGCGCCGGGUGGGAGCUCUCCUCCUCCUCUCCGCCUCCUCUCCUCCUCUUCGGCUGAAUGCGCAUGCGCGGCAGGAGCUGCGCGCACAUUCAGCCAAUCCAUAGGAAAGCAUUCUCAUUGCUUUCCUAUGGACGCAAGCAUCUUCUCACUGUGAAAAUCACAGUGAGAAGCGCGGAAGCCCUCUAGCGGCUGUCCAUGAGACAGCCACUAGAGCCUGGAUUAACCCAUAGGUAAACAUAGCAGUUUCUCUGAAACUGCUAUGUUUACAGAAAAAAGGGGUAAUCCUGUCUGGUCCUGGCACCCAGACCACUUCAUUAAACUGAAGUGGUCUGGGUGCCUAUAGUGGUCCUUUAACAGAGAUUUAAAACAUUGUGAACUCAAAAGUUUUACUGUGGAGUUUAUAUAGAAUUUUACAAGACGAAGAGUUCAGUGGAUCAUUUGCAUGUGAAUAAUAAUACAAUCAUAACUUGUGAAUAUUUGUCCUUCUGCCAGAGUGAGAAUGAAUAUGAUUGGUGGAGUAAGUACUAUGCAUCAACCACUGAAAUGACCAGUGUAAGGAAAUAUCUAGAUGAAGGACAUGACACUCUAAAGGUGAAAAUGAAAAUAUAUAUUAUAUCCUUCAUUGUAAAGAACUAUUUGUUUUCAUUUAUUGUAUCCUCAUGUUUUUUUAUUUAUUGUUACCUCAUAUGUAUCACACAUUCUUUACUCUGCAUAUUUGUUUUUCUUGUCAUCCGUGCAAUGUUUCCUUGUUGUAUCUCUCCACCUGUUCAAAUCCCUUAACUUUAAUGUGCAAUCUAUCAUGUUCCAUAUCCAGGUAUGAAGGUACCCUCUUAUUCCAUUUGUUGGAAUGCUUACUCUAUAUGAAUAUUCAGAAUUUCUUUAUCAUCUAUCACUAAUUGUUUUCCCUAUAUUUCAAAACAUUCUAUUUUAGAAUGUAAAUGUUUUUGAAAAGAUACAGUUUAGAUGCCAAGAGUCUUUUGAGCAAUGCUGAAAUUGUACUGUAGUAAAUGGAAUACAGAUUCUUUACACAGUCAUAAACAGGGUCUUUUGUGAUGAAAAUGUGCUAAAGUAAGAGCUAGGUAUUGGAAACAUAUGGUUAAAUUGGAUUUAGAAUUAGGGGAUAACGUGUUCAAGAUUCUGUGAACGGCAUCUCCCUUGAUGCACAGCCAGGUGAGGCUGAGAGAGACAAGAAAUGGCAGUCCACAGCCUUCUCUACUUUAUAAUAGUUCAUCAUUGCUCUAAUGACUAUCACCUUAAAUCUAGUUUUUUUUUGUUUUUUUUUAUUUGUUUUUAAAGAGUACACUUAAUUUUUUCUGCCUUCUUCAGAUCUAUGACACUGAGCUGGAGUCCAUACCCGAAUUUCAUGGUCUGCAAGAUUUUUGUCAGACUUUUCAACUUUGCCAUGGCAGGUCAGUUGGUGAGACAAUUGAGAAUGAUAAUCUUCAGGUAGUGGGUGAAGUGAAGGUAGGUUUUCCUAAACAUGAAUUGAUGUGUGACAUUCCUGGUAGCCAUCAAGAGCCUAUUUAAUUUUCAUUAUACUAUGACAUGUCCUUCCUCAAGGCUUCCUUUAGGAUUUACCCACUGCCAGAAAACACAGAGCUUUUGAUGCCUCCUGCUCAGUUCUAUGAUAUCCCUGAUAAUAGCCCCCAGGAAUGCCUACUGCGGAUCUAUAUUGUUCGUGGAUUAGACCUGUCCCCACGUGACAGAAAUGGACUGGUAAGGAAACAAGACUAUGGAAUUUACAGAUAUCUGCAUACAGCAACAAACCUUAUAACAUUUGCAAUACAUGUCUCAAGCUUAGCAGUACAAUUCUCAAAUUGAUACUGAUCUGACAUAAGGGUGGUCUGCAUCUUCAUAAUACUAAUGUGUGUGAUAUAUUUUAUGUGUCUCAUUGACCCAGCAAAACAAUUAUUGCUGUGUGUUCACUUAGACAACACAAGAUGUAUUCUAUUCAAUUUGUAUGUAUUACUUAGCAUUUUAGUAAGAGGAAGUAGCUAUAACCAUAGAGUCAUACACAAGAUACUAAAAUAUUAAGUCGCCACUCACAUUUAGGAGCUUUGGCUUUUGGGGUCUAUGUGAUUGAUGUCCCCCCCCCCCUCCCACCACCACUAAAAUUAGUAUUUUAUAAAUAUAAAAUCUUUAUGAUAUAUGCAGGUUGACUGUGUUGGAAUUUCACUGAAAUUGGAUCUUGUAUGUUGAAAUUCCAACGAAGUCAAAAUAUAUAAUUUGCCUCAGUAUUUUUCCUCAGUAACAUAAAGGAUAACGAUAUUCAUAUUUUCACGUUUUGGUUUUUAAAAAUGUAUUAUGUAUAAAAACGUAAUAAUUUUUUUUUUUUAAAUGAUGUAUCUUGAGAAAAUUUUCAUGUCAUGUCGGAUUAGACUCUACUGUUUAUUGACCCCCAUAGAGUGAGAGGGGGUACUGGGGGGGCUUAUGAAGUGGUGGGGAGCACUGCUCCCUGCUGCUUCUAUAGUUACAUAUUACAAGGAGGGAGCUGCACGCCGGUAGCUCCCUCCUUGUAAUAAACUGAACGAACAAACUAACACUGAUACAUUGUGUUAGUUUGUUCAGCUGAUAUUUCUAUUCACUCAUUCGUCUGUCUGAUGAAUGAAUGAAUAGAUGAAAUUCCCAUUCGCAUGUCCAGGUGUUUCACUGGGCAUGUGCGGGAAUCUCACAGUCUAUCUAGUGUGGGCUGAUGACGUGUCCCACAGGGACUUCACCUACCCACACAAAGAUGGCGGCGCCCUGAAUCAAGAUCGGGGCAGAAAAUAAGGAUUAAAAAAUAGGUAAUGUGGGGGGCUUAGGGGCAUUUGGGGGUGACUAGUGGGUCAAUUGGAUGUAGUGGAGGCGGGAGGGGGGUUAAAAAAAAAAACGGGAUUCGGCAUGACAGUGCCGCUUUAAUAAUGAGACAAUUACAAAAUGAUACAGGGACAACAGGUAGAUGAGGAUCCUUCUCAAAUGAGCAAACAGAGUAGAGGAGUGAAGUAUAAAGACACAGUAGGAAGGGCAUCAAGGGGACAGAAGGAUGUGAGAGUGGAUUGUGGCUCUUUAGGAGAGAGCAAGAGACAGAUAUGUGACGUAGAAGUGACUCUAUAAGGGCAUAAUCAUUUCUGAACAGAUGGUGUUGAGGAACUUCUUAAACGAUUGAAGACUAGGGGAGAUUCUAGGGGAGGCCGGCUGUUCCAAAGGAAAGGAGAUACCCAUAAAAAGUCCUGCAGUGUGAGUUAGCAGUAAGGGUGAGAACACCGGACAGGAAAAGGUCACUGACAGAGCAGAGAGAUCGAGAAGGGGCAUACCUACGAAUCAGUGAAGAAAUGUUACCAGAGCAUGAACAAGCUUAUAUUACUAAGUUAAAUCAAAUUAAAUUAACUUAUUAUAUAUGACUAUAAGGAAAUUCCACAAAUGCAUUGUUUCAUGUUCUAUGAUCUUAAAUAUGGUAUUGUAUUUUAAUGCUAGAGCACCUUUAAGUGGUCAUUAUUGGUAUUUUCAUUUAAUAUGUAUUUAUAGAUACAAUCAUUAGGAUAUUCUUUGGUCAUAUGGUAAUUAGUACUUUCCCAGAUACACCCAUAGACAUAAGGAUAUUGUUUUUGUUAUAAGUAAAAUGAACCAAUUUUAUUGAUAUUGGUGAUUAUUGUCCACAAGCCUAUACUUGUUUAUCAAUACUCGAUUCAAUUCAGUAAAUAAUUCAGGUUUAUUUCCUGACAUUUAUGUCUGCUAAUUGUGCUUUGAUAGUCACAAAGAAAUUUACCAUUUAAGUACAAAAUAACUCAAUCUGAAAAUUCGCAAAAUUAUCUGUAUUUCUAGAUCAAAUAUUUUGGUCUUAAUUUGCAGUUAUGUUGUGAAUUCCCAACAAUUUAUGAUUUAGUGAAUGACCUUGCAUGGUAACUGAACUGUGGUUUGCUAGCUACUCCUUGUCAAUGUCUGCUGGAUAGUUUAUGUUGCAGUAUAUUUUUUUGAUAACCUUCAAAUAACUUUCUUUCCAUCUCAGUGUGACCCCUAUGUGCAAAUCUCAGUUGGAAAGAGAAAAAUGGACAACAGAGAGAAUUACAUUCCGUGCACUUUAAACCCAGUAUUUGGGAAGUAUGUGUAUUUUAACCAACAUGUAUAAUAUAUAUGGGGAUAGUAGUCUGGAUCCAUCAAAAUAGAAAUGCAAGUUUAUAUCAUGAAGCUCCUUGUUUGACUCAGUCUGACAUUUUCCAUCUAUUGUCUUAAAGGACUAAAGGCACCUGGACUAUUUCAUCUAAAAGAAGUGAUUUGGUUGUAAUGGCCAUUUAGUUUUAGCCCUUCAGUCUAAAACAUUGUCGUUUAGUAUAUAUGGUAAUGUUUUGAUUGAAUGGUUAAACAUGCCACUAGUGGUAUUGUCACAUCCUGUUUUUUAUCAUUAUUAGCGCUGUUUAACCGAGAAAAAGGACCAUGAAAGUGUUUUGAAAUCUACUCCCCACUCUUCACUGAAGCAGGUGACGAGUACCUUAAUUUUGAUGAGCUUCAAGCUGCCAUGCCUGGGAUGUUAUUAACUCAUGCCAUAAACACAGGACUGGAUUAACAUGUCAGGUGCCUGUAGGCACAUAAUUCUAAGGCACCCUUACUUUCAUCCACCCACAUAAAUCGCAGAGUUUAAUUAUUUUAUUAACUAGACAUUGCAGGCAUAAAUAUUUUUUAAAAAUAUAUAUAGGUAUUUAAUAACUGUGUGUGUGUGUUUGUGUGUGUGUAUAUGUAUGUAUAUAUAUAUAUAUAUAUAUAUAUAUAUAUAUAUAUAUAUAUUAAUUAUACAAAACAAGCUGAAUGCUUACAAUUACCACCAGUGUAUGAAGUGGAGUGCUUAAAGAGAAACCUUCCCUUAUAUACUAAGCCAGAUGUGUUAUACAGGAAUACUAGAUAAGAAUUGAAUAAAUAUAGUGCAUUGUAUUUAGCAACAUGGAGUGUAUAUAAUAGUAUAUGCUACACAUUUACAUGAAACAGGGCCAAUUGGGGAUAGGCUCAAAUCACUUAAGUAGAUGUGUUCUCAGGUGUCACCUGCCCUCUUCUAUCUGUAUACAGAUAAACUCAGGAGAGAUAAAAAGACAAAAGCACAGCUUGUAGUGAAGUAUGUUCAUAUAAUAGGUGACAUGUGUACAAAGGUUUUUACACCCAUAGACAAUAUAUACAUGUUUGUCAGUUUAGGGGGGCACAGCCCUUCUUGUAAUGUAGAAGCAGAUGGAAGAUUGCAGUACACUACACUAUGUGCAAUGUAGCACAUAUAAAAUUUAUUAAAAUAUACUUAAAACAAAAACAAUUAAAGUAAAAUACAAUACACACAAUACAAUAUUAUAAUACUAAUACAAUAAUAGUACUAAGAUGCUUCUUCCUUCCGAGACGCAUUUCACCACUCACAGUAGCUUUCUCAAUUGAUAACAAGCAUAUGCAUUUAUGUAUGUGUCACAAACACACUCUACAUCAUGCAUGCUCGCAACUUGGCUCUGGCAGUAAAAGGGUUAAAAAUCAAUAUUUGUCUGUACUAGACUGAAAAUAAAACCAUAAUAAAAACCUCACUUAACAGAACCCACACCUAACUCUAAUAUCAAAAGCUGCUACCACCAAGGCAAUUAAUAAAUGGAACACCUUGGUCCCUCCAAGCAAAUGAGAUGAAAAACCCACAAAACAAUUUUUUUUAUAAUAUCUAUGCAAUUGAAAAUACUAAUAAAUUGGUCUCUUCAUGUAAUGUGAUUCUUUACCAGACAAAGGCAGAACUUACAAAUCCAAAUUACACAUGUAGCUGUCAAAGUAACUGUAGUGUGACUUGCCUAAUUCUCGUGCCGGUUGGGGUCUUCUGUGCAGUACAGGAAAGUUCAAAAGGGCAACGCACGCUGAAUGCAAAAGCCAUUUGCGCGGUCCGAAUUGUAAAGUAAAGAAUGCUUUGUCCUUGGCCUGUAGUUUCUCUGGAACCCUUUCCUAUCCUCUUUACUUGUUUGACUUAUUUACCAGACUUUGGCUAGUUCUUGUUUUUGCGGUCUCUCUGUUAUCCUGAUCUAGGCUUGUAUUUGACUACAUUUCCUCUAAAUUUACAUUAAGUCUGGCCACUCUAAGGCCCUUUAAUACAUUUAUUCCAGUAUAGGUUUAUUACUGCUAACUUAGGCUUUGCGUGUUGAGGUUAGACUUUGAGAAAGUAACGUUAUCUAUUAUCUGGUUGGUUCAGGUAAGAAAAAAUGAAGUUAUUUGAGGUUGCUCACAGUACUCAGGACUGUAGGGUACUAAUGAAACUAUAGCAGCACAUUAUUAAGCUUUCAUGCUGUUUCUCACCCAAUGUGAGUAUCUUUCAGGUGGCGGUAUAUCCCUACUACUCAUAACCGCAUAGGAAUCCACAUAUUUUACAGAGCAUCAUGACUAUAAUGCACAGGAUCCUUGAUUAGUUUUACAUGAAGAGUAUAAGAGUGUUGUGCAUUCACAGAGUAUUUAAGUAUUUAAUGUGUGGCCUACUAUACCCUGAUGAUUUUUAUGUCCUCUUCUCAAAACUAAUUACCUCUUUCACUGUACAGGCUGUUUGAGCUUAAUUGUAUUAUACCCCUGGAAAAGGACUUGAAAGUUUGUGUCUUUGAUUAUGACAUCAUGUCUGAUGAUGAUAAAAUUGGAGAGACAUAUAUUGACUUGGAAAAUAGACUACUUUCACGCUUUGGUGCCAAAUGUGGACUCCCUCAAACAUAUAGUGUGUGA